GAAGUAUCGUAGUUUUGCUAUAAAAAUACGAGAUUUAAAAAUUGUUCACUAUAAAAAAUGAAUUUUGAUGACAGUUUUUUUGAGGACCUUUCUAGUAAUACAAAAGAGAAAAAGAAACAAUAUCCUUAUUCCGUUCGACGACAAGACGUUCGUGUAAGUAAAAAUUGUAAAUAAAAAAUUAAAAACUACUAUGGGCAUUUUUGCCUUACUCCUCAGAAAAAAAGCAAAGAUCAAAGGAUGCUGAUGCACACAACCCCUCAGAAACAGCUUUUUCAACCCCCCUCAGAAAUUCUCGUCGAUAGAGGGGUGUGCAUAUUAAAUGGAAUGGCCCUAUGUUCUAGUGGUGUAGACGAUAGUGAUAACCCAGUGUGGAAAGUUUGUAUCGUGCGGCCGAGUGGCAGCCAUUUAUAGACAGAGUGGAAUAAUAAAGUAGGGCACAUUGCCACUUAAAGGGUCGAUUGACUGUUAUUUGUAUUAUUUUGUAGUGGUUCUUGUCAGAUAACAACAGUUCAGACAACACCAGGGUGAUUGAGCAGUUGAAAUAUAAAGCAGAUUAUCUGUACGCUCAAAGUAAAUAUACUGAAACAAUAAAAUGUUAUGAGCAGCUUUCGCAAUUAAUUCCUCCAUCAAACACUGUGUUGACGCAAGAAGUUUGUGAAUCGAGGGUUAUGUGUUUGACAAAACUUGACGAAACUGAGCAGGCAGAGACAUGCUUAAAACAAAUGGUAUGCUUCAUUUGAUGAAUUGUUUUUUAACUAUAUAUAUAUAUAUAUAUAUAUAUAUAUAUAUAUAUAUAUAUAUAUAUAUAUAUAUAUAUAUAUAUAUAUAUAUAUAUAUAUAUAUAUAUAUAUAUAUAUAUGUCGACUCCUAUCCAGUUGCUGCAUGAGCAGUUCUCAGCAGGUCCCAUAGACUUAGAUCAAGUCCUUCUCUCCAGAGACAGAGUCCGAGUCGCGAAGCGUUAUUGCACCUUGCGCCAGUGGCGGAAAUUCACUUUUUCCGGGGGGGGGCAAAGCCUCCUAAAUUUCCAACAAAACUCUCAAAUUUCCGACAUACCCCCCAUUUGCACUCGAAAAGACUGUUUUUAGCCCUCUUUUAGGUCAAAAUUUCUGAAAAAUUUUUCAAUUUUCCGUGAAGGUGGGGGCAUCCGCCCCCCCCCCAAGAUUUCCGCCACACCAAGAUUUCCGCCACUGCCUCGCGUGCCCGAUCCCUCGGACUCUUGAGAGACGGACUUGAUCCAAGUCUACAGGUUCCAUUAUUAAUUAAUUAAUUAAAGUUACAUUGCACCCUACUUUAUUAUUUCAAUCUGUCUAAUGCCAGAUGAUAAAUGCUGCAGUGCUCAGAUGCAGUUAGCACAAUAUAUCCUUACCACUUUUUGUUCAUAAUCCAGGUAAAAGAAGAUAAAAUGAAUACCAAUCUGUGGCAUUUGAUGUUUACCAUAGAGAGAGAUAAAAAGAACUUGGAAGGUAAUUGUGACUUCAAUGAUUAAUUAAAUGGAAAAGGCCUUUAGUUAGUAGUUAGUUUCAUGGUGUGGGAAAAAUACAAAGAUUUUAUGUUUUUUUAGUACACAGUUCGGACACAAACUGCGUAUAGCUGGUAUUAAUAAAUCAUAACUUACUCUUGUAUAGGCAUUAAACCAUAACUCUAUAAAUUACAGCAUUGUGUGAUGUAACCAUGGUUACUAUGCCCUACCAUUGCACCCCAUAUUGCUCCCUACUUUAUUAUUUUACUCUGUCUAAUUCCAGAUUAUUUCACUCUUACUUCACUUUACUUGUCAAGGGGAGAGUGCUGGCCAGCACUGAUCAAUAGAUACUCAGACUAUAUCUGCGUCAGUUAGUCCCUUAAGUUGCAUUACACCCUGUCUUCCGAUCUCUACUUUGUUGUGUUACUCUGUCUAAUGCUAGAUUAUUUUACUCAUCAAGGCACCAAAAAUUCAAUAUUUUUUUAGAAGCAGUAUUUGCCAUACAACAAUGUCUGAAAGAUAAUGAAGAAGUUGCUUUGUAUUGGAUAGACUUGGCUGAAACAUAUGCACUGCUUUCAACCUGCUUUGAUUGGUUGAAUGACCUAAAUACCUGCCAAUAUCUGGAACAAAACGUAGAGCUUGAGAACUUAAACCAAAGAUUAUUAAAUUGUGAAUCAAAUAAAAAUCCAGUUGGCUUAACAGCAAAAGGGAGCCUGUCUUCAGAAUGCAGGAAGAUGCCGCCAUCUAGUAUUUCUUGUAAUGUGGAAGGGAAGGAGGUACCGGAAAAUGAGUUAAGGAAUAAACAUGCUGCAAACGAGGCACAGGAUGAUUUACAAAACACAGAAAUGAAAAUGCCUUGUAAUGUGGACGAGUUAGAUAAAGAAUUGUUAUGGAAUGAAUGUGCAGAUACCGAGAGAAAAGAAGACCUACUAAACAUUGCAGAAAAUGCAGUUACAAACACGAUUGCUUCAAAAGGAAGUUUGUCUUGUACUGUGGAAGGAAAAGACUUACUAGAUCGACGGUUGUUGCAGUCAAAUAAACAUACAGAAGCUGAUACAAAAGACAUACUAAAUACGAGAAUGUUGAAUUGUUCAAUUGAAGAACCAGAUACGACUCGUUCUGAAGAGAGCGCGUCUGUGGGAAUCAACAAAUUAAAGAAUUAUGCAGAAAACCAUCAUUAUUGCUAUUGUGCUUUGUGUGCCCUCGUCAUAUCAAGGUAGGUCGAGUUUUAUAAUAAUAAUAAUAAUAAUAAUAUUUAUUCAAGAAGCUCCACUCACUGAAGUGUUUUUCAGCUAGUCCUGUGUUUUGAGGUAGUAUGUUGCAUUCUUACCAAAGAAAGCUUUGGUAAUAUAAUAAUUAUAUUUAAUUUACUAAAAAUAUGUUCAUUUGUAGGUUUUUACUGCACAAAUAUUCUACUCGCUCUCAAUUUACAAAAUGUGGAAGAAGACAUGGAAAUAUUCUCAAAGUAAGUAUAAUGGUAUAAUUACACCUCUGUCAUACGCAGAAUGACAAUUGUAUACGACUAGUUGUAUUGUGUAAAUGGGCUUAAUGAAUUUUUUAGGUAAACUUCUUGAUCAAAAACAUAACUUGUGCUACUAAUGAAAUAGUGAAUGAAACAAGGAAGGUAUGGGUCAAAUAUUUGUUCCUAGACCGUUCAUACAAACAAACAGCCAAGCGAUCACAGACAACCACAGGCCCAGUGUGGCGGGGUCACAGCGAGGAUGGGUACCAAGUUUCAAACAUUUUUCGGAAUGAAAACGGAAAUAAAAACACCGUUCAUAUUAAGGCAUGCAAUGCUCUAUACUUUGUUGUUUUAAUCCAUCCAUAAGCGUGCAAGGGGGGGGAGGCAGCUGCCCCCCAGAAAAAUUGAAGUUGGGCAAAUUGUAAAUUAAUGUAUAACUUUUCCCUUUCCUUUCUUCAUCUUUCUCUAGUGGUCAAAGACAGAAACAGCACAAUUCCUUAAAUCAUUGAAGAUUACAUGUCCUCGUUUAGGAAAGCAAUGUGUAAUAUAAAUGAACGUAGCUUUUACUAGCUUGAAUUGAGACUCAAAAUGUUCAAUACUCGACCAUUACUUAGAAUGUAAAUUUUUUGUAGUUAGAUAUAAAAUUAUAAUAAUAAUAAUUUUCACUCU
Molecule: messenger RNA, 3590 nt
Organism: Paramuricea clavata
Lineage: Eukaryota; Metazoa; Cnidaria; Anthozoa; Malacalcyonacea; Plexauridae
Source: the annotation of a GenBank genome assembly